Malania oleifera is the source of this 2759-nucleotide messenger RNA. Its product is annotated as pentatricopeptide repeat-containing protein At4g21880, mitochondrial-like. Bases 1385 to 2080 code for a protein of 231 amino acids. The record is from RefSeq and is a predicted model, not a curated record. Gene Ontology annotation, molecular function: protein binding. The transcript has 11 exons. NCBI's taxonomy places the organism in Eukaryota, Viridiplantae, Streptophyta, Magnoliopsida, Santalales, Ximeniaceae.
UUUAGUUUCCGUUAUCUGUCCUCGACGGCGACAGCUCGCCGUUUUUGGCACACAUCGUUGUUGUUUUGUGUUACUCCUCGUGUGUCUUCUUAGAAAAACAAUAAACCUCGAGUCUUGGCGUUCGCUUCGCAGGGAAAAGCGGUGACGACGACUGGAGAAACGCAGCGGCGGCGCUGGGAAGCAGCAGAGAGCUGCCGAGCGUGGAGGCUGCUGUGGCUGGGGCUGUGGCGGCGACGAAGGGCGCACUGGCAGCAAGGUAGUGUCUGGCCGAGCACUGGCAUAUAUAAACACCCCUAAACAACAAUCCACCCCAGAUCUCGUCCUUAUCCUUAUCUGAGAGAGAUCUUGGAUUGAACAAUGGAGGAGAGGUUGAUACAGAGAUUGGAAGCGGCGGUGGCGCGGUUGGAGGCGGUUUCAGGCGGAGAGCGCGCGGGAGGAGCGCCGGAGAGCGGCGGCGGCGGCGGUGCGGCGGAUCCUUCGAUUGCUGCGGAUGGGUGCAGCCAAGCUUAGCUAGUUUGCUCUCCCGCCACCUGCAGUACACUUUCACCCUCCAUCUGCUUCCAUUCGUCAAAAUUGCUCCAUCUGCAAUCAGCCUCUGAGUGAGUCACUUAGUCCGCGCUUAGAGACCUCAGUGGUAGUUUGCUUCAUUCCUUGGCUAACAGCCUUCUUUCAUCGCCUGAAACUCUUCCGUUCGCUGCAAUCGCUUUCCAGAAUGUCCUUCCGUUCGUCAAAAUUGCUCCAUCUGCAAUCACUUAUUGCAAGAGCUUUGAAGUCCAAAGCCAAGGACAGUGCCGCCUCAAAAGCCUCCGCAGUUACCUCACAAACCAAGGACUCAACGCUAUUACAGUUUGGAUCAUCGCUCGGCGUCCCAUCGUCCUCCACCGCCUCACAUUCCGCUGAACUUUCAGCUAAGUCUCCCCAUAAUGCCUCUCUAUCCAAUAAAAAUUAUCUGAGAAAUGCCAUCGAUUCUGCAACUCGGAGUUUGGAGACAGACUCACCUACUGGCUACUAUGAGAUGCUGCUUUGGACCGGAGUCAACAAUAAAGAAAAGAUUCAAGAGCUUUGUAAUUACAUUGCAGUGGAUGAUGAUGGAGACAAAGCCAAUAUUUGAGAAAAUUAUUUGUCAGCGCUCUGUUAAAGUGACCGGAAGGAGGAGAUAUUGCAAGUGUUAGAAGUCAUAGAUAUAACAAAAAUUUCUUCAGUGGACCAUGUAACCUGUAUUUUUAAGUCUUUGGGAAGCCUGUCAUUGGAAUCCUUUGCAGAGAAGUUCAUUUUGGCACUCAAAGCUAUUUAAGCUAGUGAUUAUGGAACAAAAAAUAUCUCAUGCCUCAUUUUGGAUUUUGCUGUUUGCAAGCCAAAUUUAACGGUGAGGAACUUCUCAUGAAUGCUGCUGAAAAAUUUUUUUGGUGGCUUAAAGGUUCUCAGGCAAAUGAAAGCUGCAGAUGUGAAACCGGAUUCUCAAACUUUCAGCAAUCUAAUAGGCAACUGUAAUUGUGAGGAGGAUAUUAACAAGUAUUAUGAUGAGCUUGAGAAUGCUGGAGUUCGAGUUACAAAGCAUAUUUUCAGGUCACUUAUAAAGGCUUAUGCAGCUUGUGGACAAUUUGAGAAGGCAAAACAGGUAGUCCUAGACAAAAAAGUGCCACUUACGAGCUUGAAUGAAAUUAAAUGUGUGUUGGUUUCUGCUCUUGCAUCCAAUGGGCAAAUGUCUGAUGCUGUCAGCCUAUAUGAAGAAAUUGAAGAUGCUGGAUACAAUCUCGAGCCCAGAGCCGUCAUAUCUCUCAUUAGGAACUUGCAAUCAGAAGGAGAGUUGAGUAGAUUGCUUCGACUACUUGAUGGAUUGGAUGAGAAUUCAGGCUAUUGGCAUGAUGGUUGUCGCGGAGUUAUCUUACAUUGUGUCCAAUACAAGCAUUUAAGUUCUGCCAUUGAUUUACUCGAGCCAUUCAAGGAUAAAUUCUGCAAUGAUGAAGAGAAUACAGAAUUUUUUAAGGAGGUGACUCGGUCUCCAAACUCCGAGUUGCAGAAUCGAUGGCACUUCUCAGAUAAUUUUUAUUGGAUAGAGAGGCAUUAUGGGGGGAUUUAGCUGAAAGUUCAGCGGAAUGUGAGGCGGUGGAGGACGAUGGGACGCCGAGCGAUGAUCCAAACUGUAAUAGCGUUGACUCCUUGGUUUGUGAGGUAACUGCGGAGGCUUGCUUUUGAGGCGUCACUGUCCUUGGCUUUGGACUUCAAAGCUGACUCACAGUUUGUUUUCAAAAAAAUUUCAAGUGAGGCUUGGUUCAAAUUAUGGGAAUGGGAGGUUUUUGUUACAGCAGGGGACGAGAGUUUACCUCUUGCAAUAAGUGAUUGCAGAUGGAGCAAUUUUGACGAACGGAAGGACAUUCUGGAAAGCGAUUGCAGCGAACGGAAGAGUUUCAGGCGAUGAAAGAAGGCUGUUAGCCAAGGAAUGAAGCAAACUACCGCUGAGGUCUCCAAGCGCGGACUAAGUGACUCACUCAGAGGCUGAUUGCAGAUGGAGCAAUUUUGACGAAUGGAAGCAGAUGGAGGGUGAAAGUGUACUGCAGGUGGGGUGAAAGUGUUCUACCAUAUUAGUAGCUACUUUAUCUUUUAUUAUUUACUUUUGUUUUUUUAUGAAUAGCAAUGAUUUCUAAACCACCCAAUUAGAUGAAACAAACUCUUUUAUUAAAAGAAAAAAGUUUGUUAAUUUGCCAAGAAUAUUUAUAAUCUUUUGUUAAGGAGCAUAUGCUUUUAGACUUUGAACAUUA